UUGUCAAAUACUUUUUCACCUCAAGCUAGCUUGUAUCUUCUUCUUCUAUUUAGAUAAAUUGCCAUUGUCAUCACGUCAUCAUCUCUAAUCUGCAAGUUCUCGUUAACUUGGGAAUUGAAUCGACAUUUUUCUAAUCCGCGGUCUGCAGAUUAGUUGUUGGUUUAAAAAGUAAAUCAGAAAGACUUCACAAUCAAAACCAAAAUCCAUUCCAUCAGCUUUUGAGUAGAGUUAAUUUUAGUUAACUUGUUACUUUAUAACCAAUCAUCUACUCAGAUAUGGUGAUGGAGAAGGAUUGUACAAAACCAUCUCUUCGGUUCACCCUCUAUAAUUGCAUGCUCUCCAUCAGCUAACAAAUCUAUCCUUCAGUCGGAUCAAGUCUUUGCAAUGGGUUGGCCUGGCACUAAAAUUACAGGCAACAAAUUCCUCAUCGCCCUUGAAGGAUCAUCACAUGCAAGGAUUAGAGGCUUGGUUGUAAAGGCCCUCAAUCAACCUGAUGCUCUCCGUAGGAUAGCUAUCAUGGUCCAACCAGGCAUAGUUGCAGCCCUGCAACAAUGGUCAAAAGAAGGAAGAGUAGUCGUAUUCAAUAAAGCUAAGAAGGUUACUUUUGAGAACAUUGGGAAGUACUUUUGCGGGUUGGAGCCAGGACCCCAUCUUGAUACACUUGAUCACCUAUUUGCGGGUAUCACGAGUGCACAAAUUAAUAUUCCAGGAACUGCUUAUCAUCAUGCCCUCCAGUGUCGGAAGAAAGCCAACACAUUUUUUGCAGAUGUAAUAAACAAGAGAAAGUAUGAAGGGGAUGCUGCAAGAGCUGAGUAUGAUUUGUUGGAUCAACUCUUGCAUCUAAAAGAUGACGAUGGUAAGCAACUGCAAGAUACAGAGGUGCUUGACAACAUCGUAGGCCUCAUAAUUGCUGGCUAUGAAUCUACUUCCCUUUCAAUUAUGUGGGCUGUGUAUUAUCUCGCAAAGUACCCAAAUGUACUUAAAAAACUACAGGAGGAGCACAAGAAUCUUGGUAGGAAUGGUGAUUUCAUCACACGCGAUGACAUUGUAAACUUGCAGUACACAAAUAAGGUUGUGGAAGAAACAAUAAGACUAGCCCAUAUUUCACCAUUUCUUUUCCGAACAGCUAAAAAGGAUUUUGAGUACAAAGGUUACAAAAUACCUAAAGGAUGGAAAGUGAUCUGCUGGCUACGAUACGUUCAUGCCGAUCCAAAAAAUUUUGAAGAUCCGUUAAGUUUCAAUCCAGAUAGGUGGAAUGGAAAACCAAAGCCUUGGACAAACUUGAUCUUUGGAGGGGGACCAAGGAUAUGUCCAGGAAAUAUGCUUGGUCGAAUGCAAAUUGCCAUUUUCAUCCACCAUUUGGUCGUAGGGUACAGGUGGGAACUGGUCAAUGCUGAUGCAGGAAUGAGUUAUUUGCCGCUCCCACGACCAAUUGAUGGGGUUGAGAUCAACAUAACCACAAUCUAAUCAAGAAUGAAGACCCUUUCAAAGAUUUCAGGCCUGAAAAUACUAUUUAUUCGUUGAGCAUGUGGCUAGAAGGCUCUAUGACAUACAUUAUGCUGUAACAAACUUCCAUCUUGGCCUCUACUUCUAUUAGGAGGAUGCGGUUUAUCACUUGGUCACAUAAAGUCUAUGGCGGGCUAUUUCCAAAACUUAUACACGUCUCUAUGACAGAUUUGUCUUAUUGCACCACUUCAAUGUAUUUGUUGGAGUCAGUAACAUCGGAAGAAAAAGGAGCAAGAC
Messenger RNA from Coffea arabica (coffee), 1743 nucleotides. NCBI's taxonomy places the organism in Eukaryota, Viridiplantae, Streptophyta, Magnoliopsida, Gentianales, Rubiaceae. The record is from RefSeq and is a predicted model, not a curated record.